GAGACCGGAAGCAACCAAGAGCCGACUCCGAGAAGUAAGAUUAAAUCAAUACCGUCAGAUUACCCCAACGAACCUUGCACCAUCAAUCGUCUCUGAGCCUCAAAUUCGACGGUAAUCUUGAGAGACAGGAGUGAAAAGGACCCAGAAAGUAUCAGCCGCGAUGUCGGAGCCGCCACCAAACAAUGGCUUCGUCGGUCGCGUCCGCGGCGCGUCGCUAUCGAUCAUGAAUGCGAACCCGCAGCUGGGCAUGUGGCAAGCCACUGGUACAGCCAUCGCCCAAGCGCCCAAUCUCACUGAACUCCGCGACGCCGAAUCUGGUGGCGAUAAGAUCGAAUUCAAUGCGCAAGGCCACUCCGCGCGCUACGCUGUCCCCGAGCCAGAUGGCGAGCUCACGCUGGUCAGGACAGCGACACUCACCCGCAGACCAACGGGGCCAAAGUUUGACAAGGACCCUUUCACCGAGGAACCCAUCGCUAUUCCUGAGGAGGUAGACGUGGAACGGGGGUCGACGAGGGAGGAGACUGUCACUGAAGCGCCUGGGGAACGCCAUCACCACCAUUUUCAUCCACGCGAAAAGCAUCGACAGCGACUGGAGCGACGACAAAGUCUGUAUGAGAAACACAAAGCUGACGAGAAGGAGAAAUGGGGCCCAACAAUCGUCAAUGGCCUCAAGGCCUUUUGGAAAUUCUUUCUCACGCCAUCUGGCUUCCUCAUCACGCUCUACGGUCUGAACAUUGUGGCAUGGGGCGCAAUGCUCUUCUUCCUCCUGCUGAAUGUCGCACCAGCCAUGAACCAUCCCAGCGCCAAUGACAACAACUCAGCGCGCAAGAAAUGGAUCGAGAUAGACAGUCAGAUCCUCAACGCCCUCUUCUGCGUCACGGGUUUUGGUCUCGCCCCAUGGCGCUUCCGCGACUGGUACCGUUACACCCGCUCUGUCUACUGGAAAGACGUUCCUGCCAUGCAGAAGCUGGCCGAGCAGAACAAGGCUUGGUUUCGACCUCCUGCCUGGGCGACUGAAUCGAACCCGAGCCCGGCUGACUCGACUACCGAACUUCCUCGUUCGACCACGUUCACUGGCGAGAAGGCGCCUCCGACACCGCUUUGGAAAUUGGGAUUCACUAUCUAUAUGAUGGUGUUGAAUACAUUUCUGCAAGCCGUUUUGUGCUAUUUCAUGUGGGGGUAUAAUCGUAUUGAUCGUCCCAGCUGGGCUACUGGUACUUUCAUCGGCCUCGGUUGCGGGACAGGAUUGUUGGCUGGUCUGAUGUCGUGGUGGGAGGGCCGCAAGGUCAAGAAGAUUGAGGGACCCGAGGUUAAAGUCGUCACUGUAUGACGGGAUCAUAGUGCGCAAGGUCUAUUCAAAGUCUUAUAGAAUUUUAAUUUAUGUAGUACCUCUAAAGUUCAAUGUAAAUCUCUGAGCUAGGACUCCAGAGAGAGCAAUUCGAUUAUCAAUUUACAGAAGCA
Fusarium odoratissimum NRRL 54006 is the source of this 1461-nucleotide messenger RNA. RefSeq lists its product as uncharacterized. The transcript is spliced from 4 exons. The record is from RefSeq and is a predicted model, not a curated record. The coding region runs from base 161 to 1330 and encodes 389 amino acids. Lineage: Eukaryota; Fungi; Ascomycota; Sordariomycetes; Hypocreales; Nectriaceae.